Molecule: messenger RNA, 3312 nt
Organism: Xyrauchen texanus (razorback sucker)
Lineage: Eukaryota; Metazoa; Chordata; Actinopteri; Cypriniformes; Catostomidae
Product: adhesion G-protein coupled receptor G2-like
Exons: 18
Coding region: 1-2334 (777 amino acids)
Biological process (GO): cell surface receptor signaling pathway; adenylate cyclase-activating G protein-coupled receptor signaling pathway
Cellular component (GO): membrane
Molecular function (GO): G protein-coupled receptor activity
Source: RefSeq, a predicted model, not a curated record
AUGGCAUCCUGGUGGGCACUGGCCAAUGGCAUCUCUCUAAGUUUGGUAAUACAGAACAGCUGGCCAGGUGUAUUGCUUGAGUAUUGCGCCUUUCCCCUCCGUGAGGCAAAAACGUGUGCUGCAUCUCCCAUGCGAGUUCACGAACCUGUGUUGUUGAGUAAACUGAUGCUGGAGAUGCUGUCAGGGAAGAAGUGGAACAACUGUGGCCUCCUGCUCUUAUUAAUUCUCUGCCUAUGCUGUACUAGCACUUCUGACUCCAAGGCAUUCACUGCGGUCUGGUUGAGCAGAAAUGCAAGCACACUUUCUAAUCUAAAUUUGGAUGUGAACAAAAUCUUCAUUGUGGGUGCAGAUGGUUCUGUGGGACAAAUGAGCAAAGAGCAUUGCAAUCCAAUCAAAGAUUCCUGCAGUCCAGCAAGUGGGUCAUGUGUCUCCUGUCCUCCUCCUACUUGUCCACAAUGUGGAUCAGAAUGUGAAAAAUCAUUUAAUAUGCCAGUUGUUUUAUUUGACACAAAACAUUUCAAUUGUGCAAACAAUCCCAAAGACUUUGGUGUGUCUUUAUUAAAUAACACACAGUACGAGAUCACUAUACAAAGAAACAAAAUGCCUGAGUUUGUCUGUUUGAUUGAAGGUGAAUGCAACUGUUUCACUUUGGCAAACUGGAUUAAUACAGCGUGUAAUAUCACCUGCCUGGAUCCCUCAAAGACAUGCAAGAAUGCAGACUACAAUGAAAACAAUGAAAGUUGUGAUAAGAAAUAUAUUAUCAAAUUCGAAACAAAUGGAUCUGCUUCUUGUUCAAAGUAUAAACGUCCUACAAUAUAUAUUCCAUCCAUUUCCGUACCAUUGCAGAUGAUAAGUACAUUUGAUAAAACAAACAUAAGUCCUGAGGAUGCUGUUGGGUUAAUGAAAAACCUCUCCACCCUGCUGCCCCUGAUGAAUAAUGAGAAUGUAACAGCUGUCCCCAUAGGCAAAGUUCAGGGCGUUUUAAAGAAGACUGAGAAGCAGGCUGAUGUCGAAACAGCUCUAUUCGUCUACUCUGCAGAAACCAAUUUCACUGUCAUAAAUGAUUUGGACUUACUGAAAGAGUAUGACAGUGCUUUUAUUAUUCCACAAGAAGCCAUUAUGCAAGCAUUCAAUCAGACUGCAGAAAAAACUUCCCUGGGUGUGUUCCGAUUUCCCAACAUGAUAAAGGAUGAAAACAGCAGCAAUGUUUUAAAUAAUGAAGUUUUCGCAAUCGAAAUGGGGACCAUAAUUUCUAAUCUAAACGAGAGUGUAAUUUUAAUCUUCACAAAUGAACAGACAGAGGGUACUCCUGUUUGUCAUGCAUGGGAUGGAAGCGGAAAUAAGCCUAACUGGACAACUGAUGGGUGUAAUACUACUGUUGAAGGAAAUAAGAUCACUUGUUCAUGUGAUCACUUGACUUUCUUCGCUGUGCUUAUGGCUCCUCCAGAUAUAGCCAUUUCUCAGCAAGAUCUCAUCAACCUCACAUACAUCACCUACAUCGGCUGUGGCCUUUCGAUGUUCUUCCUGGGCAUCGGCCUCUUCAUGCACUUCUUAUUGAGGAGAGCAAAAGCCAAUAACUCAGUCUGCGUGUUGAUGAAUCUCUUUAUGGCACUGUUCCUGCUUAAUGCGGCCUUCCUGUCCAAUGAGUACGUAGCACGUGCAAAGAACGGCACCGCCUGCCAGGUCAUGGCUGCAUUCAUGCAUUACUGCCUGCUGGCCACUUUUACCUGGUUUGGUGUGGAGGCUUUUCACCUCUGCAUGCAAAUGUCCAAAUACUCAGUCACCAUCAAACAUUACAUCAUCAAGAUUACUGUGGUUGGAUGGGUUCCACCUGCUCUAAUAGUGACCAUCAUUUUAAUCUUGAAGAAAUAUGGUAUGGUGACCAUACAGACGGACACAAGCAAUAACGCAACCAUGUGCUGGAUUGUAGACUCCACUGUCCACUACGUCGUGAACAUUGGUUACUACUGCCUCAUCUUCAUCUUCACCUUCAGCACAUUCGUUGUGGUGCUACGGUGGCUCUCCAUGCUGAGGGUGAAAAAGUGGAACAAGACUGAAAAAGUGAAGCGCUCAGGAACGGCAAACUUUGACAUCACCACCAUAAUGGGGCUCUGCUGUCUGCUGGGACUCAGCUGGAGCUUCACGUUCUUCAGCUACGGAGAUCUGCGUGUGCCCUCGUACUACAUCUCCUCCAUUCUGAACUCCUUCCAAGGAUUCUUCUUGUUCAUAUAUUACCUGAAAACAAGUAGCCUCAUUGGAGAAGCAGCACCUACAGAAAGUAGCAGCAUGACUGAAGAGACCAAAACAGAUAAUCCAUAUGAAAACCAAGCGUAAAUAAUCAUCACAAAGUCCUGUGACAAAUAAGACACCUUCAUAUCUGCAAAUUUGAAAUGUCAUAUCUGUCUAUAGAUUUAUACUAUAGAAAUUCACUUGUAUUAUUACUUUGAGCCAAUAUUCAGGUCAAGUCAUUUUUAUUUGUUUAGCACUUUCAUAAUACGCAUUGUUUCAAAGGAGCUUUACAGAAGGUUAUGCCUUAAUGUUUUAAUGCCCCAUUGAACAACUUUAUAAAUAUUAUGCCUGUAUGUCUUUAAUAUCUUUAAGCAAUGCAAAUCAUUUCUAUUAUAUAUGUAAUUAUCUCUGACCUUAGGAUGAUUAGCAAGUGCUGGAUAACAGGGUUGGGCAAAAUUCUGUAUUUAAGGCUUAUUUAAGUUUACAAGUUGGAAUUUGAAUUGAUAUAUGUUAUAUGGACUAUAUGAUAAUAAAAGACAAAUUAUGUAAUAUCGAUUUAAAACAUUUAUUUGUAAUAACAUCUCAAGCUUCUGGAAAUACUCCAUAUGUUGUGUGUAUGAUAACAUGUUAACAAUUGUGCAUCCUGUUUCAAGUUCAGUAAAAUUUUACUAAUUGAAUUGCUAUUUAAAAGGAAUUUGCAAUUAUUAAUUAAACGAUUAUCCCAGGGUGUGUGAUAGCAUAUUAGAAUCUACUCUUGUGUAGUAAAGGCCUGUAUAUUUUAUGUUCUUGUCUGCAGUUAAACAGUGUGUAGAUGGCUGCUUCAUGUUUAACCAAUUUAACUGAUCAUAUGACUGUGCUACUGAUGUAUAUUUCCUGCACAUUGUUAUUUUAUGUAUAUUUUAUUCUUUACAUUGUAAAUUUUUACUACUGCAACACAACAAUUCCCCCAAUUAAAUAAUGGCUAUUCUUCUAUAAUAACUAGAACUUUGUCUAAGUUAAAUAAUGUGAUCUUUUGAUCAGCUUGCCUUGAUAAUUAUCUGAUUUAUCUUCUAUCUUUUACAUUAGAUCGAGUCAGUGUGGAGC